Rana temporaria (common frog) is the source of this 1054-nucleotide messenger RNA. Its product is annotated as indolethylamine N-methyltransferase-like. The transcript has 4 exons. Gene Ontology annotation, cellular component: cytosol. Gene Ontology annotation, molecular function: N-methyltransferase activity. The record is from RefSeq and is a predicted model, not a curated record. Bases 202 to 966 code for a protein of 254 amino acids. Lineage: Eukaryota; Metazoa; Chordata; Amphibia; Anura; Ranidae.
AUGAACAGAAUUAUCAGCACAUAUGGAAAACCCACAAUCCAGGUGGGAGGCACAAAUGAACACACAUAAAGAGCAAACCAAGCCGGGGAACUGGAUACUGCUGCACAAACACUGUGAAUGUGCAAUACUUCUUCGAGGGAUAUAUAAACGGUGACAUUUGAAGCAGUAGGACACCUCCACCGCGAAGAUCCAGUGUAGAAAAUGUCUGCAACCAAUUCCAAACAAGAUUUUGAUGGCAAGGAGUUUAAUACUCUUUUUUCCCAUGGGAAGAGCUGUAAAAUCGAAGAAAGCAUGUGCUUUUCUACAAGGACCAUCAAUGAGAUGGCUUCCACAGGGCAGCUGAAAAGAGACAAGUUACUUGAUAUCAGUGUUGGGCCCCUAAUCUACCAACUCUUUGCACUCAGCGAUAUUUUCAAAGAGAUCUAUGUUGUGCAGAUGAAUGAUGCCAGCUUCACACACUUCAAGCAAUGGAUGGACAAGGACGACAAAGCCACUGAUUUGUCACAUGCUCCCAAACGAGUCUGCCAUCUUGAGGGUAACAGACAAGAAUGGAAGGAGAAGGAAGACCAGGUGAGAAAAACAAUAAAAGGGGUUUAUAAGUGGGAAAACCAUGAAACCACAGGCCUGGAUCCUGAGGUGGUGCCACAGGUGGAUGCUGUCCUCAGUCAUUGGACAUUAAAUGUCAUCAGUAAAAAUGAAGAAGACUACCAGAGGAACCUGAAGGGAGCCACGUCUAGACUGAAACUUGGAGGCCAGCUGCUGCUGUUUACGCCCCUGAACAUGACCUUCUACGAUGUGGGCAACGAUCGCUAUUCCUCCCUCUCCAUGAACGAGACAGAAGUGCAUGAUCACGUGAAAAAAGCCGGUUUCCACAUUGAAAAGUCAUCUGUCAUUAAAUCUGUGGAGCCCAGUGAUAAUGUUGACUACAGCCAUUUGGGUUUUGUCCUUGCUCGCAAAGUAGAAUAAGCCUGAAAACCAAAGCCUAGAGAUCUCCUCUCACCGUGGUGAACCAAACAUUAUUAAAAUGUAUAAUACAUUUUGCCAUUUCCUGAAA